This is a messenger RNA of Papaver somniferum (opium poppy), 528 nucleotides long. RefSeq lists its product as uncharacterized. Bases 1 to 528 code for a protein of 175 amino acids. The transcript has 2 exons. The record is from RefSeq and is a predicted model, not a curated record. Lineage: Eukaryota; Viridiplantae; Streptophyta; Magnoliopsida; Ranunculales; Papaveraceae.
AUGAGGGAAGACUUAUUCGAUAAAUUGUUAGGAAAAUUGCUUGAAGUCGAUCCGGAAUGGCAUCAACGUCCGGAUGCAACCGGUACUAUGGGGCAUUCUCCGCAUAUGAAAUUAGUUGCGGUGAUGAAAUGUUUAUGCAAAAGUACGCUAGCUGAUAGUGUUGACGAUUACACUCGUAUGGGUGCCACCACAAUAUACAAGUAUCUAAAAAGAUUUUUCCACACCGUUUGCAUGACUUUUGGAGAAAGAUAUUUGCGUGAUCCCACUCCUGAAGAUGUUCAGAGGUUGUUAGCUGACAAUGCGGACCGAGGUUUUCCUGGAAUGCUUGGUAGUGUUGAUUGUAUGCAAUGGCCAAGGAAGAAUUGUCUGGUAGCUUGGCAAGGAACUUACGGGGAUAAAGAUAAAGAGAGUAGUUUGGACUAUCUUGGACAACAAAGGAUGCGUAUCGUACAAAUAUGUAACACAACACUUGUUAAAAUUGUAGGACUAUCUUGGACAACGAAGGAUGUGUAUGGUACAAAUAUGUAA